AUGUCCGAGGCACGGCCGUGGCCCCAGCGCGCCGCCGAGGUGCUCGCGGUGCUGAACCAUGUGGACUGGACGCGCGGCGACACGUCGGAACACUCAUUCGCAAGUGCACUGCGCAAUGCGAGCGCGAAUCGGUAUACCAAUGUGCUGCCGUACGACCACGCUCUGCUGCCGGACCCCUACGUGAACGCGUCGCGCAUCCCGCCGCUGCCAGAGAGCAGCGCGGGCGCCGCAUCGUGCAUCGCAUCGCAGGCACCGACGCCGUCGACGUUUGGCGCGUUCUACCACCACCUCUGCGCAGAGCGCGUGGGCGUGCUGCUCAAUCUCACGCCGCUCGUCGAGCGCGACAUGAUCAAGAGCCAUCAGUACUGGCCCAGCAGUACCUCUUCCCCGAUCGAGGAGGGCGAGUGGGUGGUGAGGAUGCUGGGCGAGGAGCCGAGCGAGACGCGCGGCCUCAUACUCCGGCGCUUGCAGCUCACGCACGGCGAGGCCAGCCACGAACUUACGCUUCUACACUAUACAGGGUGGCAGGACCACGGCGCGCUGCCCACGCCGCAGCUUAUGGGCCUGCUCACAGCCGUUGAACAGGCUCGCCUCGGGGCCGAGGCGGCCCCGCUGUGGGUCCACUGCUCCGCCGGCAUCGGCCGCUCCGGCACGCUCAUCGGCGCAUUUCUCGCACAGCAGCUGCCGGCUGCCCAGCGCACGGCCGUGCCGAGCAUGGAUCUGGCCGCAUACAUCACACGGCAUAUGCGCCACUUUCGCGCAGGGAUGGUCCAGACGCCGGGUCAGCUGGUGACCCUGGCGAGUGCGAUCGAGUUGGCCGCACAGGCGAGUCAGUCGUAG
Molecule: messenger RNA, 840 nt
Organism: Malassezia japonica
Lineage: Eukaryota; Fungi; Basidiomycota; Malasseziomycetes; Malasseziales; Malasseziaceae
Gene: PTP1
Product: protein-tyrosine-phosphatase
Exons: 2
Coding region: 1-840 (279 amino acids)
Biological process (GO): protein dephosphorylation
Molecular function (GO): protein tyrosine phosphatase activity
Source: RefSeq, a predicted model, not a curated record